AUGACUGAUGAAGCCAUUUCAGCUGUUCAGCUUCACAUACUUGAUGCGCAAAGAACCCACGCGGGACUCAACAAUAGCCUCGACGGUUUGGAGCGUGCCCUUCUUCUUCUUUACAAGUUGAAAACAGUUCGGGAAUCGAAAUCUAUGCAGGGAGAAAGUACCGGUCCAAUUGACAGCCUACUCAACGAAAAACACGCACAGCUUGAAGACAUUCUGAGCAAAAACAGUGAGGAGAACGCUCUUGAUGAAUUCGAUUUUUCUACAUGGGUCAGUGCUAUUGAAAGUGACGUUCGAGCACAGGACCCCCUGAUGUUAUCGUUUGACUCAGGAAGCGAGGAUGAAGCAGACAGAGCUAGAUCAACUAGAAGCAACCGGCGUGAUGCAUCCAGCAAUCGCUUCGACGGUGCGGUUCCGAGCAAAGGAGGCAGCACACUACUGGAAGUCCUGAUGUCUAACGGAAAAUUAAGGACUCGGGCUGCUGAUCCUUUGAGAAGCGCAGAAAGAGAUGACAGAUUUUUCUGCUUGACGACAGUCGCAUGGGCGUGUGCGGUGAUUGGUAUGAUUGUAACUAUUGGAUUUCUCUCGAAGGACUUCUAUGUGGCACAGAGGAAUAUUGCCAUUCAGAUAGAGAGGUCCGCUCCAUCACCUCUAGAGUUGCCGGCAGUAACGAUAUGUGGAGAUACUCCAAAUCUUCCUCCUUUCUCAAAUUUUCCGACGGACGAACACCCAGGGCUCCCAUUGUUUGGUAUUACAACUUACAUUCGAACAAACAGGACCCAAUCAUCUUUUCGAAAGGAAAUUCACUUCCCUGACACUCUGCCAGAUGCUGAGAAAUCUCCAGUCGAAGAGGUUGUGCUAGCUGAAGAUGGCGAGCGGGUUAAUCAAUUGCGAAAAGGAUUUGAUGCCAGACGAGAAAUGAAGUCGUUAAGAGAUGUAGCAAACACCGGAUCCUUUGAGGACUUGAGUGAAAACAAGAUGCAGGCCUUUUAUUGCUUUCGGGUCGGAAGGAAGAAACGAGAACUUCUGUACCCGUUUGACCCGAGGGACGGCGCAAACCUGUUCAACCCCUCGUUGCAAGUAACAGUUUUCAAGUCUCGACUUCUUGGGGCUUGUAGGAUCAGGUUCCUUCAGCGUGAUAUGGUCCUGUACCGGGCUUUUGCGGCUGAGUUGUACCUUUUCGCAGACCGUCUUCAAGAGCGAGGUAUUCUUGACUUCAACGGGCAUCCGAAAAGUGUGCUAAACAAAACUGCGUAUGAUUUGAAGAUUGUCAACCAUCCAAUCGACUUUUACUGCAAUGUUUACUUUUUUUCCGGCUUCUUUUAUCCAACACUGGACAACGCUAGUAUUUCGUAUCGAUACAAUCCGGAAUACCCAAAUUUAUGGGAGAAGACCGGGAGGGGCCCAUACUAUUCAGCAUACACUUGGAACUACUCUGACCCACUUCUUGUUGGACCGGACAACCGAGCGCUGGAAAAAGAUUUUUACACUCUCAACUCGAUACGAUUAUUUGCAGAAGACCCCACCGAAGCCAACAAUAAUUCUAUCGUAUCGCCCAGUACGGGCAUGUCGAUUUUAGAUAUGGCGUCUUCUUCAAUUUACUCUUUCAAGAAGAUGAAUGUGGAAGGCAAAAAUGUUUACCAAAUGGCACAAGGAUUGAGUCAGUCAUCGAGGUUGCACUUCAAAGUCGUGGACCAUUACCAGGUGAACAUGGAUUUUUCCACGUUUGAAACUGAACGAAUUCUAACUUUGCCCACCAUGUCCUGGCCGGAGUUCUUAACAGACGUCUUUGAAUUUGUUGGCCUCUUCACAGGAAUAUGCAUAUUCACCCUUAUUGUCGCUCCGGCCCAUUCUCUCGUCUGA
Molecule: messenger RNA, 1860 nt
Organism: Chondrus crispus (carragheen)
Lineage: Eukaryota; Rhodophyta; Florideophyceae; Gigartinales; Gigartinaceae
Exons: 1
Coding region: 1-1860 (619 amino acids)
Source: RefSeq, a predicted model, not a curated record